AUGGAGGACUACGUCAGCGAGUCGGACAGCGACUACACGAGCUAUUGGCGAGACUGGUUCAUCUCGUCGAGGGGCAACGAGUACUUUUGCGAAAUCGACGAGGACUACCUGACGGACCGGUUCAACUUGACGGGCUUGAACACGGAGGUACAGUAUUACCAGUAUGCUCUAGACCUCGUCACGGACGUGUUCGACCUCGACUGCGACGAUGAGAUGCGCGAGACCAUCGAGAAGUCGGCGCGGCAUCUGUACGGCCUCGUGCACGCCCGCUACAUCGUCACCACCCGGGGUUUGACCAAGAUGGCACGUCCCCUUCCUUUUUUGCCAUCACAUCAUCUUGCGGCGCUCGCUAACAACCUUCAACAGCUUGACAAGUACAAGAAAGCCGAGUUUGGCAAAUGCCCUCGUGUCGACUGCCGGUCACAUCCCCUCCUUCCCAUGGGUCUCUCCGAUGUGCCGAACCUGAAGGCGGCCAAGCUCUACUGCGCGCGCUGCGAGGACAUGUACAACCCAAAGUCGUCGCGGCACGCCUCCAUUGAUGGUGCCUACUUUGGCACCUCGUUCCACAACAUCCUCUUCCAGGUCUACCCGACCCUCAUCCCCCCCAAGAGCGUGGAGCGCUACAUUCCGCGCGUCUACGGCUUCAAGGUCCACGCGGCCGCCACCCUGGUGCGUUGGCAGAGCGCGAAGCGCGACGAGAUGCGCAGGCGGCUCCGCAAGCUGGGUGUCGAGACGGGCUUCCGCGAGGAGAAUGGUGUCGGCGAGGAGGAAGAAGACGAGGAGGAAGACGAGGAGGACGUCGAGUUUGAGGGCGUCGAGGGCCAGGCAGUUGUCCCCGUCGGCAACUAG
Molecule: messenger RNA, 849 nt
Organism: Drechmeria coniospora
Lineage: Eukaryota; Fungi; Ascomycota; Sordariomycetes; Hypocreales; Ophiocordycipitaceae
Product: Ckb-2 casein kinase II subunit beta-2
Exons: 2
Coding region: 1-849 (282 amino acids)
Cellular component (GO): protein kinase CK2 complex; cytoplasm
Molecular function (GO): protein kinase regulator activity
Source: RefSeq, a predicted model, not a curated record